This is a messenger RNA of Sapajus apella (tufted capuchin), 1822 nucleotides long. RefSeq names its product EP300 interacting inhibitor of differentiation 2B (gene EID2B). Gene Ontology annotation, biological process: negative regulation of DNA-templated transcription. The transcript has a single exon. Gene Ontology annotation, molecular function: transcription corepressor activity. The record is from RefSeq and is a predicted model, not a curated record. The coding region runs from base 187 to 780 and encodes 197 amino acids. Gene Ontology annotation, cellular component: nucleoplasm. Lineage: Eukaryota; Metazoa; Chordata; Mammalia; Primates; Cebidae.
GACCCGUUCUCAAAAAAAAAAAAAAAAGCUGGAAAAUGACCUUAUAAGAAAGUUUACAUUAAUAUUGAAGUGGUUGUAAUUUAAAAUAUCACAUGGUCCUCAGGCGCUCAGAGGACAGGCGGCUACAGACGUAAUGGCACUCAGGACCGCUAGGGGACGGUCGAGGAGUGCGCACCGUGCUUACGCAUGCGCACACACGCAGCGGUUACGCGCACACCGAGAUUCGCGCAUGCGCACGUUCCGCGUACCGCAGUAAAGUGCAGUGACUCUCAUCUCCGUAGAAACGCUCAGACUAUGGCGGAGCCGACUGGGCUGUCGGAGAUGUCCGAGCUCCCCGGAGACAGCAGCGUCCCACAGGUGGGCACAGCGAGUGGCGUCAGCGACGUACUGCAGGGGGCAGUCGGCGGCGGGGGGCGGGCGCAGGAGGCCGGGGAAGGCCCAGUGGCCGAAGCUGCGCGGUCCAUGGCACGGGUGCCGGGCCCCGUGCCCGGGCCCAUCCCCAGCGGCGUUCCGGGUCUGGCGUCCGCGCCAGACCCCAAUCAGCAGCUCGGUUUCCUAGGAAUUAACCAGCACCUGUUGUUCCGCGAGUAUCUGGAUAGUAGCUCCAUGAUCCCGGUCAGAUUACUACGGGAUUUCGAGGAACGCCGCAGGCUGUUCGUGGAAGGCUGCAAGGCGAGGGAAGCAGCCUUUGACGCGGAUCCCCCGCAGAUGGACUUCGCGGCUGUCGCCUUUGCAGUAGCGCUGACUGCCUCCGAGACGCUCAGUCCUCUGGCCGACUGAGUCGGCUGUGAUGACGAGAUUGGUGGCAAGGAAUAGCUAAGUGACUGUUUUCGGAUCAAAAGAACAGGCUGUGACAGUUUAAACUGAGUCAGUUAAACUCAGUUUAAUGACUGAGUUAGGGGGAAUGCAAACUGGAAGGGAAUACGGCAAUGUGCAAUUGAAGGAGGAAGCACACUUCGAAAUGAAAACAGAUAAGACUGUUGAAUAUUGUUUUCCUUCUUCUUUUUUAAUAUUAUUUAAAUAGAGAUGGGAGUCUCGUGAUGUUCCCUAGUCUAGUCCCGAACUCUUGGACCCAAGCGAUCCUCCCGCUUUGGCCUCCCAAAGUGUUGGGAUUAUUUUACAGGCGUGAGCCACCGCGCCUGGCCGAAUCUUGUUUUCAAAGAGGUCCCAAGACACUUCUGACUUUGCACUUUGUUAGCAAUGCUUUUUCCUGCAUUUGUGGAGAAUCCUUCAAGAUUGUUUCACCAUAAAGGAUGGUUUUGCAAAGAUCUGAGAAAAAAAUGCUAAUAAUAGAAUUCAUAAAAGUGAGAUAAAGUAAUGAAAGAAAACAAAUAACAGUUGUCAGGAAUCCAGGUGUAUCUGAGUUACUAGGAUUGGAAGGCUAUUGAGAGGACUUUGAAAUUUCACAAUUUGUGGUGAUGUCAUGUCAACAAAUCCUAGUGUAAGAUUCUCAUUUGUAUUUUCUGAGAUACUUUAGAUGAAUAGCAAAUAUUCAGUAGGAAAAGCCACGUAUUUAUUAUAUGAUCAUUGUUUUCAAGUCUAUGUGAAAUUUAAUGGCUGUGGAAAUAAACUUGUUUUUUGUUAAUUUUAAGCUUAUUUUAUUCUAGAAUAUGUAUUCUAUUCACAAGACUCAACCAAAAAAAAGUAUCAAAAGAUGCUGUGAAGAAUCUCUUAUUGCUGUCCUCUGCCAAACUCAAAACUAUUCCAUACAGGUGUCAUUGCUUGUGGUUUGGGAUUUUGUUGUUUUCUUGGUUUUGCUUUUUUGCUGUAUGUCUUUUGACAGUUUUCUAAUGCAUAUGCAAAUAAACAUCAAUCUAAAUAU